This is a messenger RNA of Tilletiopsis washingtonensis, 1145 nucleotides long. Its product is annotated as translation protein. Lineage: Eukaryota; Fungi; Basidiomycota; Exobasidiomycetes; Entylomatales. Gene Ontology annotation, biological process: translation. The transcript has 3 exons. The coding region runs from base 19 to 1104 and encodes 361 amino acids. The record is from RefSeq and is a predicted model, not a curated record. Gene Ontology annotation, molecular function: structural constituent of ribosome. Gene Ontology annotation, cellular component: ribosome; mitochondrial large ribosomal subunit.
CCACUCGCUCACCUCGCCAUGAGUGCCGCUCGCGCCAGCAGCAGCAGCAGCAGCAGCAGUCUACUGCGGGCAUUCCGUCCGCUCUCCCUCCGUGCGCCCCGCCGCACUCUCGCCUCGGCCGCCACGCUCUCGCCCAACGCCGCCGCCUCGGCCGACGCUCCCGCCGCCGCCGCCGCCUCGCCUCUGGCACCGCCCACGCCCGUCGCCGGCGAUGCGUGGCAUCCCACGGCUCGGCGUGUGGGCCUCAUUGCCUGGAAGCGCGGCAUGACGUCCUACUUUCUCCCCAACGGCACGCGUCUGCCCGCCACGCUGCUGCAGCUCGCACACUGCCAGGUGUCGGCGCACAUCGGCUUCGCGCCUGAUUCCGCCGCAGCAGGCGCAGAGGCAGCCGUCAAGGCAAAGACACGCACCGGAGAGCCGUACCAUGCACUGCAGAUUGCCGCCGUCGAUGCGCGCUCCAAGCGCGGCGUCAGCGCCCAGGUGCGCGGACAUUUGCAGAAGGCAGGCGUGGGCGCAAAGAAGGUGAUCCGCGAGUUCCGCGUCAGCAAGGAUGCCAUUGUUCCGCUCGGCACCGAGUUGUCGGUGCACCACUUCGUUCCCGGGCAGCACGUCGAUGUGCGAGCCAUCACGCGCGGCAAGGGCUUCCAGGGCGGCAUGAAGCGCCACGGCUUCAAGGGUCUGCGCGCAAGCCACGGCGUGUCCAUCUCGCAUCGCAGCUUGGGCUCCACGGGCCAGCAUCAGGAUCCGGGACGCGUGUUUCCCGGCAAGAAGAUGGCCGGUCGAAUGGGCGGCACGGCGCACCGCACGGUGCAGAAUCUGCGCGUGCUGCGCAUCGACGAGCGAGACUCUACGCUCCUCGUCUCCGGCGCCGUGCCGGGCCCCGAGGGCGGCAUCCUCACGCUCGUCGAUGCGAAAAAGGCCCUCGUGGGCGCGGCGGCCAAUGCGUGGGCAAAGGGAAAGACGCUGAGUGGCGAGCUGGCGACGGGAAAGGAGGCGAUGGACGUGUACCUCAAGAACGGCUUGACACAGUUGCCCUUUCCCGCCGCGACCAAGGAGAUGGUCAAGGGAUGGCCAAAGGUCGUAGAGGUGGGAGAGCUGCAAUAGAUGCGACAACGACGUAGGCGCGUUGUUGCGCGUGCGUGAGA